CACUGACUGGCAUUGAUAGGUGGCACUGAUGGGUGACACUGAAAGGCAGCUCAGAUGGGCACUGAUAUGUGGCAUUGAUGUGGCACUGAUGGGCACUAAAAUGUGGCACUGAUGUGUGGCACUGAUGGGCACUGGCAGGUUGCAUGGAUGAGCACUGAAAGCUGGCACUGAUGGACACUGACAGGUGGCGCUGCUGGGGCUACACAGAUCAUCAGGGCACACUGAUCAUCAGUGCUCUGAUGAUCACUGUCAGCGUGACAGCUCGUGGGGAGAGAAUUGCCGAUAACCGACAUUUCCCUGUUUACAUGUGAUCAGCUGUGAUUGG
Messenger RNA from Staurois parvus, 325 nucleotides. NCBI's taxonomy places the organism in Eukaryota, Metazoa, Chordata, Amphibia, Anura, Ranidae. The record is from the annotation of a GenBank genome assembly.